AUGAAAGCUAUGCUGGCUAAUAUACCGGGUCCACCAGCGAGAAAGGAAGGCAUAUUUAAAUGUAGGAAUGCCAACAGAGUUAUGGUUUUGAUAUUCAAUCACGAAUUAGCACAGGAUUUUCUCAAAUGCAAUGUCAAUAUCGAGAAGGCAUUUGAAUAUCAAUUACUGUAUGACUGGUUGGGAAAGGGAUUGCUUAUCAACGACUCGGCAGACCUAUGGAGGGAACGCCGAAAACUACUGACCCCUGCCUUCCAUCAGACAAUUCUCACAGAAUUUGUGCCCAUUUUUAACGAGAAGUCCGAUAUUCUGGUGAAGCGUUUGGCCGAUUGUGUGGAC
Messenger RNA from Oppiella nova, 336 nucleotides. NCBI's taxonomy places the organism in Eukaryota, Metazoa, Arthropoda, Arachnida, Sarcoptiformes, Oppiidae. The record is from the annotation of a GenBank genome assembly.